Molecule: messenger RNA, 2652 nt
Organism: Ogataea polymorpha
Lineage: Eukaryota; Fungi; Ascomycota; Pichiomycetes; Pichiales; Pichiaceae
Exons: 1
Coding region: 1-2652 (883 amino acids)
Cellular component (GO): intracellular anatomical structure
Molecular function (GO): ATP binding; RNA binding
Source: RefSeq, a predicted model, not a curated record
AUGCCGAUCAUCUUCAAUUGCAUUGAGUGGUUGGAGAAGAACAUUCUUCGGAUCGUGGAAAAUCCUGGUCCUCUGGUGAAAACUAGCGUCAAAAGAGAGCGCAAGGCAGCCGAAAGCACUUCGUCUUUGAAGACCACCAAGAGACAGCGCGCAAAGGCAUCUAGAGACCUGGAUCGUCUUUCCUUUGACUACGCAACCAGAAUUCAAUUAUGCGAGUAUAAAGAGAUGGUCAGACAGCGGUCCAAGCUGCCUGCAUGGCAUAAAAAAGAGCAGCUUGUUUCUGUCAUCAAUAGCAACCGUGCCUGCCUCAUCACAGGUGAAACUGGUUCAGGUAAAUCCACGCAAAUUGUGCAAUUUAUCCUGGACCAGCUCAAUAGCCAAAACGACUUUUCCACCAACAUAAUCUGCACUCAGCCGAGAAGAAUUUCAACCAUUGGGCUCGCAGAUAGGGUAUCCGAGGAACGUGUCAGCACAUGUGGCAGCGAGGUCGGAUACAUAAUCAGAGGAGAAAAUAAAACAUGCAAAGAUACUCGAAUCACAUUUGUCACAACGGGAGUUCUCUUGAGAAUGAUCCAAGGAAUUGUUAGCAACAAGGACGCAAGCAAUACGAUCUUCGAAAACCUGGGCUACAUCUUUGUUGACGAGGUGCACGAGCGUUCUGUCGACGGAGACUUUCUUCUGAUCAUCCUGAAGAAAAUCCUCAAAAUGUAUCCAAAACUCAAGGUGGUGCUCAUGUCUGCCACCAUUGACAUAUCGGUAUUUGACAAGUACUUUGGGUCUGGAGUUUCUCACGUCCACAUUGAAGGCAGGACGUUUCCUAUUCAGGAUUAUUAUCUGGACGAUAUCCUUGAUGAUUUGCAGUUUACAGUGACAAUGAGGAACGGAGACCAAAUUCAGCCAAAGGCGGACUCUAAAUAUUUUGAGCUGGGGAAUAUUAAUUACGACCUGAUUGCCGCCUUGGUGGAGAAAGUUGACGCCGAUUUGCGUGCGCAGUCAAACAGCGGGUCUAUACUGAUAUUCUUGCCAGGAGUGAUGGAAAUUAGCAAAUGUUUGGCAAAAAUAAACGGUCCUUUCUGGACUCUGCCUUUGCACUCUGCCUUGAGCUCCAAAGACCAGAAACGGAUUUUCAGAUCCCCUCCUCAAGGAAAAAGAAAGGUGGUGGCCUCCACAAACGUCGCAGAGACGUCGAUCACGAUUCCUGAUGCUGUGGUGGUGAUUGACACGGGAAGAGUGAAAAGUAUCCAUUUUGACUCGGCUUCCAAUUCGACGAAACUAGUCGAAUCCUGGGCUUCGCAAGCAGAAUGUGGACAAAGACGAGGAAGAGCAGGACGUAUCCAGAAUGGGCUCUGCUACAAGCUCUUCACCAAGGAAACAGAGACGAAGACUAUGCGCAAAUACCCUAUUCCUGAAAUCAAGCGCACAAGACUGGAGAAUUUGUACCUGGUGGUCAAGUCCAUGGGCAUCAAAAAUGUGCACGAAUUUUUGAAAAUGGGUCUGGACCCGCCAGACGUGGAAAAUGUCGAGAGCUCGAAACAGUUGCUGACAGAAAUGGGGGCGUUGCACAACGAUAACUUGACAAAGUUGGGAUCAUAUUUAUCAACAUUGCCAACAGACCUCAAGUCUGGAAAAUUGCUUCUCUUCGGCGUUCUGUUCAAGUGUCUGGAUAGUUGUCUCACUCUUGCGGCCAUUGGAGUCACAGGAAACCCGUUCAUGGUAAGAAUGGAGAACAGCGACGAGGUGAAAAAAGUCCAGAACAAGUUCUCUAAGGGCUAUGGAGACUUCAUUGCCAUUCUGAACGCUUUCAACGAGUACCAGAAUCUGGAGCCGAAAAUUCAACGCCGCUGGCUGGAAGAGAACUAUCUGUCAUAUUUGACGAUGAACGAGAUUCAGUCGACGAGAACGCAGUACAUUUCUGCUUUACAAGAUCUUGGCUUCAUCCCAAUGGACUAUCCUAAAUCCCAGUCCUCGUCGAUUCUUAACAAAAACUCGGGUAACUAUCAGAUACUCUGCUCAUUGGUAUGCUCCUCGUCCUACCCUCAAAUUGCCAGAGUGCAAUAUCCGGAUCCCAAAUACAUGGCAAGUGUUGCUGGAUCGAUUUCUAUAGACCCCGACGCAAAGAGCAUCAAAUUCUGGAUCAGGAACGAAAAAUAUAUCAAGAACCAUGACGACCAGCUUCCUGCUACCAGAGCAUUUUUGCACCCCUCGUCAACGCUGUUUAAUGUCAAAACCCCAGCUGGAUCGGGUGGAGAACCGCUUGUGGAGGAUGAGAACGGUAAUGUUAUCUUCACACCUACAAAGUCCAAUAACUUGACGUCCCAUUUUCUCACGUACGGAGCAUCGCACACCACAACCAAGCUGUAUAUCAGAGAUGUGACUCCUGUUUCCAUUCUAGCCGUUCUGCUAUUUGGUGGCUCUAUAUCGUACGAUCUGAGUACCGUCUCGUCCGGCAAGCCUUCUCCAGGUAUCGUGAUGGGACAAUGGCUGCCUAUAAGAACAUGGUGCAAAAAUGCUGUCUUAAUCACGAAAUUGAGACACCUGCUUGACGAGGCCCUAAAUGAACGGUUCCGGCAACCGCAUUAUGACCAAAUUAAUGAGUUCAGCGACGAGGUGCUGAGAACUGUGGAAAAAAUCAUCACAAUGGAACUGAAAUGA